Molecule: messenger RNA, 624 nt
Organism: Rotaria sp. Silwood2
Lineage: Eukaryota; Metazoa; Rotifera; Eurotatoria; Philodinida; Philodinidae
Source: the annotation of a GenBank genome assembly
AUGCAACAACAUCAGCAUCACUAUAUUGAUAGACGACGACCGCGACUCGUGGACAAUAGCGAUAAAACACGAAACGAUGAUUUCUAUGCUAAAUUAGAACGUAUUCGAUUAAAUACUGCAGCGUCAACUUCAAAACAGUGUUCACAUCGUUCAGCAACAGAAUUAUUAGAUGAAACAAAACCAUUCUUUGUUAAAAGUCAAGAAGUUUUACAUAAUCGACAAACACUUUUAAAUAAUAAAAUAUCAACUGAACAACAACAACAACGAAUGACAUCAUCAUUUCAAAUAGCACAACCACGUCGUUCUCCUUAUCACAAUGAUGAAUAUGAAUAUGAUCGAAUUCGAUUAGAUUCUCUUGAUCUUUCAUUACGAUCUUCUACACAGUCAAUAUCAACACCAAUAUCAACAACAAAUUUUUCCGAUUGUAGUGCAUUUGAAAGUGUUAGUUUAUUAUCACUUUCGGAUCAAACAACACUUGAUAGUACUAAUAGUCUAUCAAAUAUAAAACGAACAGUUGUACCAUCAACAUCAUUAACUGUGAUUGAACGUAAUGCAAGAAUUAUUAAAUGGCUCUUUCAAUUAAAUAAAGCUAAUGCAUCACCUUCCUUUCAACGAAUUCGAUAG